AUGAAACGAAAACGCACCUUUGAUUCCAUCAUUUCCAAGCUUAAGAAAAUCAAAAACCAAAACCAUCUAAAAUUGCUCCUUGAUCAACAAUACAUUUCAGAUUCAAAAGAAGAACUAGAAUAUAAUAUUGAUUUUCUCUCCAGUGAUAUGACUUUUGAGGUGAUCACAUAUUUAGAUUCAGUUCAAGUACUAACAAAUUGUAUACUAGUUUGCCGACAGUGGUUUGACAUUAUUAUGACGAGAAUUAAAUUUAAUUUUCGGAUUAGUGAAAGGAGAGAAUGGAAGAAACUCUCUCAAAGUCAUCAGAAAUAUAUUGAUCGGGUAGAAUGUUUGCACUUAAAAUAUAAUCUUUUGAUUUUUACAAUUAUUCAGAAACGAUUUUAUAAUUUACGAGAAUUAGAUUUGAGUGGACAAAAUUGUUACAGGGAAGGUGUCAAGUGUUUGAAAUCUUUGAAACAUUUGACUGUAUUGAAUGUUAGUAAGACUAAAUGCGCUAAUGGUGUGAAAUAUAUUGGAAUGAUUGAAAAUUUAACAAGUUUAAAUAUUUCAUCAGUGCAUUUGGAGAACCAAGAUGUAGAACAUUUAAGUUCUUUGAAAAAGUUGACAAGUUUGGAUGUGAAUAACUGUAAUUUGACUUUUGAAGAUGCUGACAUUAUUAGUAGAUUAAAAUCAUUAACAUUUUUAGAUAUUGGAAAUAAUGAUUUAGGACCAUUAGGUUUGCUGCCUAUUUCUUCUAUGGAAUCAUUGCAAACCCUCCAUAUUAACAGAAUUUGGAUUGAAAGUGAAUCCUGCGAAAGCCUUACUAAAAUGAUAAACCUGACAGAACUUUAUAUAUCAAAGAAUGAUUUUGGAAAUGAAGGACUUAAGUGGAUUAGCUCUAUGAAGAAUUUGAGAGUACUUGAUAUUGGCAACCAUUCAAUUAUUGAUGCACUUGGUGAUGAGGCAGCUAAACUAGUUGCCUCCCUUACACAACUUACAUAUUUAAAUAUUUCUCAACAUGAAAUCACCAGUAGUGGAGCAAAAUAUUUGACAUCUCUUACAAAACUGACAACUCUUUUUAUUGAUGGAAAUGAAAUUUGUGAUGAUUUUUUAGACUCAAUAAGCUCUUUAAAGGAGUUGACAUAUCUAAAUAUUAGUGGUGGACAAAUAUCUGUUAAAGGGGUAAAAUCAAUUUCAAAAUUACCAAGGUUAACUAUAUUGGAUAUUUCAGAAUGUGUUGGUUGUUGUAGUGAAGUGCUAAAACAACUUGGCUUAAUGAAACAACUAACCAGUCUUCAUUUGUCACUUACUGACCUAGUUGAAAGUGUUGAAGGUUUUAAAUAUUGGCACAAGAAUUUGAUCAAUUUGACCUAUCUAGAAAUGAAUUUCUGUGGUCUAGACGAUAACGCAAUCAAAUGGAUUAGUGGGUUGCCAAAUUUGAAGUAUCUAGACUUACAAUCUAAUGAUCUGACUGAUGAUUGUAUUCAACACUUGUUAGGAAUGAAAAAACUGGAAUAUUUAUCAUUGUUUGGGAACAAUAUGACUGAAAAGAAAACCAAACGACUAGAGAAAUAUCUCAAAAAAGUUGCACAUAACUCUGACAACUAG
Molecule: messenger RNA, 1587 nt
Organism: Naegleria gruberi
Lineage: Eukaryota; Heterolobosea; Eutetramitea; Acrasida; Naegleriidae
Product: leucine rich repeat protein
Exons: 1
Coding region: 1-1587 (528 amino acids)
Molecular function (GO): protein binding
Source: RefSeq, a predicted model, not a curated record